AUGGACACUCCCAGCACCGCGCGACGAACGCCAGCGACUGGAGGCAGCGCCACGGCGAAUCGGCGCCGCCGAAUUAGACCAUCUCGGGCUCGCGGCCUGAGAACCAAGACAGGAUGCCUUACAUGCAGGGAGAGACGUGUGAAGUGCGAUGAUGUCAGACCCACUUGUUUACGAUGCUCCAAGUCCGACCGACUCUGCCGGUAUGCCGACGAUGCUUCGCAGGUAGCUGCUGCCCAGGUCGCCGACCAGCACCAGGCCAACAGAGCCGGGGCCGAACAUGGGACCCCAAGGACGCCGUCGAAUACAGAGAAUUGUGUGGAGGAAGGGCGUCACGGGGAGAACGGCACCAGCAGUUCAGGGGCUAUACAGGAGCAGCGGUCGAAUAUUGGGACCGCACCCUACUUUCAUGCCCAGGCUACCUCAGGCCCUGUUGAAGCCUCUGGACUACUGCAUACAAACACCUUGACAGAGACGCCACAGCAAAACUGCCAGGGCGAAGCGACUGACCAAAGAGUGGCCAGUCUAGACUCAGGGCUCGCAGCGUCUCCAUUUUCACUAAACCAGAUAUCUCUGCUCAACAUCUCCCCCUUUGAAUGGUACGACUUGCUAGCACGAGAUGCCAUCAUCAAUAUCCAACGACAGAAGGAAACAUCAGCGGACGAUUCAAGAUGGAGAUUCCCCGAAAUCGCCCUGUCUAGAAGGCAGUCACCAACCCGCGAAAGCUCCGAGACUCAACCUGGGCAAGCCAGGAGGCAGACUAAUCAGCAGCGGAACACGCCGGAAGAGCGAGAAGGUGGACGCGAAGCUCCUUUGCUGGAAUAUCAACAGAUGUCCGAGCCCUGGAACACAGCAGAUCGGAUAAAGCUAUCGGCGAUCGACGUUAAGUUCUUUCGCUACUACAUUGAAGUUGUGGGCCCAAUCCUGGACCUGUUUGAUCCCUCUCGGCAUUUCAGUAACGUCGUGCCUCAUCUUGCACUUCGAAAUAUUGGGCUCUUGAAGUCGAUCCUUGCUGUUGGGGCAAAACAUAUGUCCCUUGGUCUUCAUAAUGUGUCCGGUGAAGAUGUACCAGGCGACCCUGCAGCCCCAAAUAUGAAUACACCAUCUUCGCUACCAACAGGUGCUGGCCUUCCGUCAGAGUCAGACACUGAUCCGGCACACAUGGCCACUCAGUACUACUACGAAACGCUCCAAUAUCUCUCGCAGACACUCCUCUACCCCUCCUAUGCCGACUCACAUGAAAUUUUGGCAACAGCUACCAUGAUAAGCACGUACGAGAUGUUCGAUGCUGACAGCAUCUCGACCAGUGGUGUCUGGGAACAGCAUUUGCGAGGCUCUUUCUGGAUUCAGCGAUCCCAAGACAAUGACGGCGAGUCUGUUGAUGGGUUUAGGCAAGCCGUGUGGUGGGCUUGGCUCCGACAGGAUAUCUGGGCGGCUUUCCAGGCAGGACGACCAACACUUACCUUCUGGCGUGCUAAGAAAAAACUCGAGGACUUAAACCCCGAUGAGAUCGCAACAAGAAUUGUUUAUAUUUGUGGAAAAUGCGUGGCAUAUGCCGCCGCAGGUGACAUGUCGCCAAAUCAAGACCCAAGAGAUAGAAUCGAGCAGGGCGACCGACUCCUGCGCGCACUUGACGAAUGGAAUCGUGUUCUCCCUGCUUCCUACCAGCCAGUUACCUUCGCCACGAGUCCUGGCUCGUCGGUUGCAUGCCCGCCUAUAUGGAUCCACCCACCAAAUCACGCCGGUGCGAUGCAAAUGUACCAUUUUGCACGCGCGAUUGUUCUGCUGAGCCAGCCCACGAUGGGAGGGCUCGGUGCUUACUUGCAACGUGAUAAACAGCUUGCUGAGAGUGUCAAGACGGUUUGCGGCAUUGCCAAUGCAUGUCAGGAACAUGAGUCUGCCAUGGCUUUUGUGAACGUACAGGCUUUGUUUGGAGUUGGCCAGUUUGUUCGAUCGCCUGAGAUGAGAGAUGAGCUACUGCGUACUUUGAAUAACAUGCUGAGAAUCAGCAAGUUUCCCCCCAAGGGACUCGUUGCUCGACUUAAACAAGUAUGGCAGGAAUGA
Molecule: messenger RNA, 2061 nt
Organism: Penicillium argentinense
Lineage: Eukaryota; Fungi; Ascomycota; Eurotiomycetes; Eurotiales; Aspergillaceae
Product: Zn(II)2Cys6 transcription factor
Exons: 3
Coding region: 1-2061 (686 amino acids)
Biological process (GO): positive regulation of transcription by RNA polymerase II
Cellular component (GO): nucleus
Molecular function (GO): zinc ion binding; DNA-binding transcription factor activity, RNA polymerase II-specific; transcription cis-regulatory region binding
Source: RefSeq, a predicted model, not a curated record